AUGGAAUCCACUGAUGAGGAAAAAGCAUUGAUUAAUGGUUUACGAGAUCUUGUGACGCGUGGUUGGAAAUGCGACAACGGGUUUCGCAACGGUUACACCACCAUAUUGGAACAACAUAUGCGGCAGCAAUUCCCGGGUACGACCAUAAAAGCAGAACCACACAUAUCAUCAAAGAUUACGGUGUGGAAAAAAAACUAUGGUAUAGUUUCGGAUAUGCUUGGUAGUACGGGGUUCGGAUGGAAUGAGACGGGGAAAAUGGUUACAGUGAGGGAUGACACGGUGUGGGACAGCUACAUCAAGGCUCACCCAAAGGCCAAAUCUAUGCGUUAUAAAUCUUGGCCCUUGUAUGCCGAUUGGGUAGAAAUUUUCGGUAAGGACCGUGCAACGGGAGAGGGGGCACAAGGUUUCACUGACGCGGUCAAUGAUGUCUUACAUGAUACUAACGUCGAAGAACCGAGUCCUAUCCCCACUGAAGACCAAUUUCCGGAACAAUGUGACUACCCUCAGACUAACUUCGACUCUUUUUCGGCUCAAGCAGGUGAGAGUAGUGCAUCCGGUAAGUCUAAGCGUGAUGGAAAAAGAAAGCGUAAUGUUGAGCCGGAGGAUAAAAUAAUAGGGUUUCUUUCAUCUGUUUGCCAAGAGACAAACAACCGUCUUUCGGAACUGUCUACCCGUGUUGGUUACCAAGCAAAUGCAAAACAUCUGGACGAUGAUGCAAAGACCUCGAUGGAGACCGAUUUGCAGGUUUUUUUUCAUUCGAAUGGCUUCAAAUGGUACAACCAUUGUCUGCAAGUGUGGAACGUACGAGGGGCCGCUGAUGUUGAUCUCGAAUCUAACCCUGGUGCGAAUAACGACUAUCCAAUUUGUCUAGAUGAUACUAUGUCAGAUGUGUGGUCAGAAGAUGGCAUGGAGGAUGAAGUUGAAGUUCAGCAGGAUGUUGCAGGCCUAAUUCAUGAAAACCCACUGUGGGUGGAUCCGCUGAAUGAUGUGCAGGCCGAUGAGGAUAUAAUGGAUCACGAGUCGGAUGUCGACUCCUGCGUAGACUCCGUGUAG
Molecule: messenger RNA, 1053 nt
Organism: Striga asiatica
Lineage: Eukaryota; Viridiplantae; Streptophyta; Magnoliopsida; Lamiales; Orobanchaceae
Source: the annotation of a GenBank genome assembly